CACGUCGGGUGGUGACGUCAGCGCGCCGAUAAGCGUGACGUCAGAGGGAACAGCACAAGAACAAGAUGGAGGAGUAUGCCAGAGAACCAUGCCCCUGGAGGAUCGUGGACGAUUGUGGGGGAGCCUUCACCAUGGGAGCUAUAGGAGGAGGAAUAUUUCAGGCAGUAAAAGGCUUCAGAAAUUCACCCUCAGGAAUGAACCACAGAAUGAGAGGUAGCAUGACUGCCAUCAAGACCAGAGCUCCACAACUUGGAGGAAGCUUUGCAGUAUGGGGAGGCCUCUUCUCCAUGAUUGACUGUGGUUUAGUAAAAGUACGAGGGAAGGAGGAUCCCUGGAACUCAAUUACGAGUGGGGCCAUGACGGGAGCUAUCCUUGCUGCAAGAAAUGGAGCCGUAGCCAUGGUAGGCUCUGCAGCUAUGGGAGGAAUCCUGCUGGCAUUGAUAGAGGGCGCUGGAAUCUUGCUCACUAGAUUUGCCUCCUCACAGUUCCCAACUGGGCCCCAGUUUGCUGAGGAACCGGCCCCGGCUCCCAUGUCCGCCCCUACCUUUGGAGACUACAGACAAUACCAGUGAGAGGACCCCCUCACUUCUUAUCCAAUAGGCCUUUUUGAAUUCCUUGCUGAAGUUACAAAAGAAGAAAUGGAGAUGUUAAACACCACACAUCAGAGAUUAGCAACUGAACCCAACUUUAUGGACCGUGUCAGAGAAGUGAAGGACAGAACACAUCUUCAUUUUCCUUCUUUCAAGAGCCAUGUACAGAUCUGCCCUGGGCCAUUCAAUGCCUUGUCAUGUGCAUCUGUUUCACCUAACAUUGGUUAAAUACAUACACGUGGUGAGACUGGGGACGAGGUGUGUUUUUCUGUUUUGUUCAUACACAUUAUACAUGUAGACAUACAAGUGGGAGCUCCAGGCUGGCAAGCUUCGGACCAUGUUGAAUCUAGCAAACACACGUCCCACAGGAACGUAAUGAAUUAUAAGUAUGGUACACUUAUGUGUAUAUACAGUAAAGGCUUUAUACUUGUAUUCACUUACAGUUUUAUUUGCCUUAAACACAUCACCUGCUUGGGCUGGCCACUUUCAUUUGGCUGGCCUUUUCAUACUUUAUUUUAAUCAGUUAUGAAGGGCAAACACCAGUCACAAUGCUAUUCCUGGGAUAAGGUGUUUUUGUUUUUUUGUUUUUUUUUAGUUAUAUUUAUUUAAGUUUUACCCUAGUGUUGUAUUUUAUAUUACAAUGCUUACAUCCAACACAAAGGUCUGGGAAAGGCUGCUAAAGACAAAGGAUGGCCUAGGCAGUACAAAUGAAUGGAGAAACUAAAGCAAGGGGUUGAUUCUUACUGUAUGAUAGAUUAUAGUAUGGUACAAUAAAGAAAUGAGUUGUUACCUGU
Molecule: messenger RNA, 1384 nt
Organism: Anoplopoma fimbria (sablefish)
Lineage: Eukaryota; Metazoa; Chordata; Actinopteri; Perciformes; Anoplopomatidae
Gene: timm17a
Product: translocase of inner mitochondrial membrane 17 homolog A (yeast)
Exons: 6
Coding region: 66-572 (168 amino acids)
Biological process (GO): protein import into mitochondrial matrix
Cellular component (GO): TIM23 mitochondrial import inner membrane translocase complex; mitochondrial inner membrane
Molecular function (GO): transmembrane protein transporter activity
Source: RefSeq, a predicted model, not a curated record